Messenger RNA from Epithele typhae, 1164 nucleotides. RefSeq lists its product as uncharacterized. The transcript has 3 exons. The record is from RefSeq and is a predicted model, not a curated record. Lineage: Eukaryota; Fungi; Basidiomycota; Agaricomycetes; Polyporales; Epitheliaceae. Bases 1 to 1164 code for a protein of 387 amino acids.
AUGCCUUCGCGGAAUCCAUCGCCCGAGCCUUCGGCGGAGCGACAGAGCCAAUUCCCCACAGAGGAGGCUCAAAAGUCGACGGGCUCUGGUGUCAUUGAGAUAUCUCUCGCGGACAGCGUCCCAAAGCAACCCAAGCCCGACGACGAGUUCUGGCUCGAGGACGGCAAUCUCACCCUCAUCGCGCGCAAUGCCGUCGAAUUCCGAGUCUAUAAGGGACCGCUGAUCGCGAACUCGCCCGUCUUCAGAGACAUGCUGUCCCUACCGCAGCCUGCACCAGAGCACGGCCAUCCGAACGCUGACCCCAAAUCUCCUGGCACCCUGUGCCACCGAUGCGCCACCUACACGCCCGCCCUCGUGCACGUCCCAGACUCGCCCGAGGAUCUGCGGCAUUUCCUCCGCGUGCUCGUCCCCGGACGCACCCCUCGAGUGACGCCAGACGACCUCUCCUUCCACGCCGUCUCCGCCUGCGUCCGGCUCGGGCACAAGUACGAGGCCGAGGCCGUGCUGCAAGGCGCGCUCGGAUACCUCAAGAAGUACUACGUCGACUCCUUCGACACCUGGCCGCGCGUCGACCCCCCGCGGCCGCCCGCGUUCGAGGCCGCGCACGCGAUCGGCGUCGUCAACCUCGCGCGCCUCACCGGCACCGACGCGCUCCUGCCCGCGGCGCUCAUGGGCUGCUGCAUGCUCGGCGCGGACGAGCUCAUCCGCGGCUUCAUGCUCGAGGGCGAGACCGGGGACGGGGCGCGGCGGGAGGCGCUGGCAGACGCGGCGGACGUCGGGCGGUGCUUCGCGGGUCGCGCGAACCUGAUGCAGGCGAACACGCUCGCGACGCUCUCGCUCUUCGCGCAGACGCUCUCGGAGGGCUGCACGCGGCGGGAGGUGUGCGGGGCGGUGUUCUUGAGGCUGGUGGACGAGCUGCGGGGCCACGAGCGCGUGGUGUGCACGCUGGACUGGUUCAAGUACUGGACGGACUACAUCGACGGGCGGGACGACGACCGGCGGAUCUGCGCGGCGUGCUACAAGAUGCUGCAGGACCGGGAGAAGGUGCAGCACAAGGACAUCUGGCGGCGGCUGCCGGAGCUGAUGGGGGUGACGGUGGAGGGGUGGGCAGCGGAUGGGCCGGCGGCGGCGGAUGCCAGUGCGACGCCUGCGGGACAGGCGUGA